UCCCCUUCAUCAUCCACGUGAUGCACGGAGCAGCAGACUGCACCUUCGCCUCCUCCGUAGAGAGAGAGAGAGAGAGAGAGAGAGAUGCGUUUGGUUCCACUGGUCUGUUUGAUCGAGAAGAGACUGUGAUUGUUUCGGUAGGCCUAUCUAACAGGUAUUUACCGGGAACGGUUUGGCUGCACUCAGCAUCUCCCCUCACAACGCGGUGAUUGUUAUCAGAUGACAAGGAGAAAAUCGAUGAGUAGCCACAACACCGACCAGAAGAUGUGUGUAAGGUCACUGGAAAGAAAAGAGUGAUGGCGGGACAGUGAGGGACACACUCACAGUGCUCAACCCACAAGCCCCGCUGAUAGAGACAAAAAAAGAGGGGGAGAUGCUCUGAUAGUCUCUCUCUGUUUACGGUGUGUGACAGUGUAUGACCAUAUUCUCCCUCUCUCUCUCUGAGGGGAACAGGCACUAACGAAGACACCGAUAUGGUUCUCACACUGCACCCCUCAUUUCUCUAACACACACACACACACACCAUUGAAGGAAGACAGUGGAGGAGGAACGAGGAGAGACAGAGACGAGAAGAUAGAAGACUAACAUUGGGAACACUUGGACCUCUAUAAGGAGCCAGCUCCCUCACUUGACUGGCAGACAGAGGAACACCUAUGGAGGGUGUAGGGUGCUACUAACGGGGCUAAGAAGACUGUAGGGUACUAGAAAGGGCCCUAAGAAGACUUAAGGGUGCUCUCAAGGAUGUUUGCACCAUGAGUUGUAGAGUAGUUCGUGCUGCCCAGCUCUAGCCUUUGUGUCUGCGUGUGUGUGCGUUGUGUGUAUGUGUUUGCGCGUGUGUGUGAUGGCGGUGUGUGUGUGGGCCGCGGCCCCCCUGCUGUGUGUCUGGCUGUGCCUCUGUAGCCUUGGGGGAUCCAGAGGGGAGGUGCUAGAGUUUGGGGGGGUGUCGGGACAGUGGGGGCGGUUCCCGGUGUGGAACGCGUGCUGCGAGAGCAUCCUGUCGUUCAGCGUUAGAACUCACAGUGAGGACGGACUGCUGCUUUACCUUGACGACGAAGGAUUCUGCGACUUCCUGGAACUAUUGUUGCUACGCGGGAAACUCCGCCUACGCUUCUCCAUCUUCUGCGCCGAGCCGGCUGAGGUGAGUUCCGGAGUCGCCGUGAGUGACGGACACUGGCAUGUGGUUCGUGUGAAACGGGACUGGAGGAACACAAGCCUUGAGGUGGAUGGAAGGAUGGAGGGAUGGGCAGAGGUGAAGAGCAAACGGAGAGACAUGACAGUGUUUAGCCACACCUUUAUGGGCGGGGUUUCCCCAGAGCUCCACGCCUCCCCUCUCCGCCUCACUUCCCCUGGCGUCAGAGACCACGCCCCCUUUGCUGGCUGGCUCACUUCGGUGACCAUCAAUGGAUCGGCGGUUGUAAUGGAAGGAUCGGAGGGCGUUACCAUGGGGAGAGACGGGUGUGGGCCGGACCACGUGUGUCAGAAUGGAGGGGUGUGUUCUGUCGUCGAGCAGAAGAACGUUUGCGACUGUACUGACACCGGCUACAAAGGCAACGACUGCAGCGAAGAACACUACAACCCAGGUCUGGCUCACCUGAUGAUCGGCGACCAAGGAAAGCUCAGAGCCCGUGAGGACUACUUAGCAACAUUUAAGGGAUCAGAGUAUUUCUGCUAUGACCUGUCUCCCAGCCCCAUCCAGUCCUCCAGCGAUGAGAUCACCCUGAGCUUUAAGACACUGCAGAGGAACGGCCUGAUGCUCCACACAGGAAAGUCGGCUGACUACGUCAACCUGGCCUUAAAGAACGGAGCCGUGUCACUGGUCAUCAACCUGGGGUCCGGGGCUUUCGAGGCCCUGGUGGAGCCGGUUAACGGGAAGUUUAACGAUAACGCAUGGCACGAUGUCAAGGUCACGCGCAACCUGAGACAGCACUCAGGCAUUGGACACGCUAUGGUGACCAUCUCUGUGGACGGCAUUCUGACCACUACGGGCUACACCCAGGAAGACUACACCAUGUUGGGCUCAGACGAUUUCUUCUAUGUGGGAGGAAGUCCCAGUACUGCCGACCUCCCUGGAUCUCCUGUUAGCAACAACUUCAUGGGCUGCCUCAAAGAGGUGGUGUAUAAGAACAAUGAUGUACGGUUGGAGCUGUCUCGGCUGGCUAAGCAGGGAGAUGCUAAGAUGAAGGUGAGCGGUAUGGUGGCGUUUAAGUGUGAGAGUGUGGCGACCCUCGAUCCUGUGACCUUUGACACCCCAGAGUCAUUUGUGGCAUUAAGCAAGUGGAGCGCCAAGAAGGCGGGGUCAAUCUCCUUUGACUUCAGAACGACAGAGCCCAACGGACUGAUGCUCUUCAGCCACGGGAAACCACGACAGCAGCAGCGCAAAGACCCCCGCACACCCCCCACCCUAAAGGUGGAUUUCUUUGCCAUCGAGAUGCUGGAUGGUCACCUGUAUUUGCUGCUGGACAUGGGCUCAGGAACCACCAAGACCAAGGCCAUCGACAGGAAGGUCAAUGAUGGGGAGUGGUACCAUGUCGACUUCCAGAGGGACGGGCGCUCAGGUACUAUCUCAGUGAAUUCACAGCGUACAGCGUACACAGCUCCAGGGGACAGUGAGAUUCUAGACCUGGAUGAUACUCUGUACCUAGGAGGAUUACCAGAGGAUCGCCAAGGACUCAUCUUCCCUACUGAGGUGUGGACAGCGUUAUUGAACUACGGCUAUGUCGGCUGCGUGAGAGACCUGUUUGUGGACGGUCAGAGUAAGGACAUCCGUCGUCUGGCUGAGGUUCAGAGGGCUGUAGGGGUUAAGCCCUCUUGCUCCAGGGAGCCUCCUAAACAGUGUCUGUCCAACCCCUGCCAACACAGCGCCACCUGCAGGGAGGGCUGGAACAGAUACGUGUGUGACUGCUCUGGGACCGGAUACCUGGGACGGGCCUGUGAGAGAGAUGCGACCAUCCUGUCCUAUGAUGGUAGUAAGUUUAUGAAGGUCCAGUUGCCCGUAGCGAUGCACACCGAGGCGGAGGACGUGUCGCUACGGUUUCGCUCCCAGCGGGCCUACGGUGUUCUCAUGGCAACAACAUCACGGAACUCAGCCGACACGCUCCGACUGGAGCUGGAUGGGGGCCGUGUCCGUCUCACUGUCAACCUAGACUGUAUCAGGAUUAACUGUACCGCCAGUAAGGGUCCAGAGACCAUCUUUGCGGGGGUGGGGCUGAAUGAUAAUGAGUGGCACACGGUCAGAGUGGUGCGUCGUGGGAAAAGCCUCAAACUCACCGUCGACGACCUGCAACCUGUAGAAGGUCAGAUGGCAGGCGACCACACCCAGCUGGAGUUCCACAACGUGGAGACAGGCAUUGUGACGGAGAAGCGCUUCAUGCCCGCUGUGCCCUCCAACUUCAUAGGGCAUCUGCAGGGCCUCACCCUCAACGGGAUGCCUUACAUAGACCUCUGUAAGAAUGGUGACAUCGACUAUUGCGAACUGAACGCUGUGAUUGGUUAUAAGAGCAUCGUGGCGGACCCGGUGACGUUCAGGUCACGGUCGAGCUACGUGACCCUGCCCACGCUCCAGGCCUACUACUCCAUGCACCUGUUCCUCCAGUUCAAAACCACCUCCCCUGAUGGACUCGUACUCUACAACAGAGGAGACGGAAACGACUUUAUAGUGGUGGAGCUGGUCAAAGGCUACCUCCACUAUGUGUCCGACCUGGGGAAUGGGGCACACCUGAUCAAAGGGAACUCCAACUCUCCUCUGAAUGACAACCACUGGCACAAUGUGCUCAUAUCCAGAGACACCAACAACCUGCACACUGUUAAGAUAGAUACCAAGGUCACUACACAGACCACUAUGGGGGCCAAGAACCUGGAUCUCAAAGGUGACCUGUACGUAGGGGGGGUGGCUAAGGAGAUGUAUAGGGACCUUCCCAAGCUCGUCCACUCCCGGGAAGGCUUCCAGGGUUGCUUAGCAACCGUUGACCUUAACGGCCGACUACCCGACCUGCUGGCCGAUGCUCUAGCUACCACCGGACAAGUGGAGAGGGGCUGUGAAGGUACACACACACACACAGGUCCCAGUACUACCUGUCAGGAAGACUCUUGCUCCAAUCAGGGCGUGUGUUUGCAGCAGUGGGAGGGAUUUAGCUGUGAUUGCAGUAUGACAUCAUUCGGAGGACCGCUCUGCAAUGACGCCGGGACCACGUAUAUCUUUGGUCGUGAUGGGGGUGUGAUUGUGUACACCUGGCCUCCUAACGAGCGCCCCAGUACGCGGGCUGACCGGCUCGCGCUGGGCUUCAGCACACAGCAGAAACACGCUACCCUGCUACGGGUCGACAGCGCCUCGGGACUGGGGGACUACCUACAGCUACAGAUAGAUAAAGGAAAUAUUAGGGUAGUGUUUAACGUGGGGACAGAUGACAUCAACAUUGAAGAGACUGCUAAAUCCGUUAAUGAUGGGAAGUACCACAUAGUUCGGUUUACCCGCAGUGGAGGCAACGCAACCCUGCAGCUGGACGACCUGCCAAUCAUAGAGCGUUACCCCUCAGGCAACAUUGAUAACGAGCGCCUGGCCAUCGCUAGACAGAGAAUCCCCUAUCGACUCGGUCGAGUAGUUGACGAUUGGCUAUUCGACAAAGGCCGCCAGCUGACCAUCUUCAACAGCCAGACGACGGUGACGGUAGGAAGAGGAAAGGAAGCAGGUCAGUUCCAGGGUCAGAUGGCCGGUCUCUACUACAACGGACUGAAGAUACUCAACAUGGCCGCCGAGGGACACGCCCACAUCCGCCUGGAGGGCAGCACGCGAUUGGUUGGGGACAUGCCCUCCUCCAUCACGCCCCAAUCCAGCGCUGCCGCCGGGGCAAACCGAUCAGACCCCGCCGCCAAUGCCGGCGACAUCACCACGACAACCGCCACAAACAGGAAGCAAGGAGGAGGAACUACGCAGCAGUCGACAGACGACCUGCUGGUGGCAUCAGCUGAGUGUCCCAGUGAUGACGAGGACAUUGACCCAUGUGACCCCAGCUCUGCAGCCCACCCCCCUCUCCCGGAGGUCAAGCCGUUCCCAGGGACAUCAGAGGGAGUGAGGGAGUCCAGCAGCACCACCGGCAUGGUGGUGGGCAUCGUGGCAGCCGCCGCCCUCUGCAUCCUCAUCCUGCUCUACGCCAUGUACAAGUACCGCAACCGCGAUGAGGGCUCAUACCACGUGGACGAGAGCCGCAACUACAUCAGUAACUCUGCCACCCAGCCUAACGGCAGCACCAAGGACAAGCCGCUGGGCAUCGCCAAGAUCUCCAAGAACAAGAAGAACAAAGACAAGGAGUACUACGUGUGAGGAUUGGAGGGACACCCUUAUGACAUUCACAUAUACACAUAUACACAUCUACACUGAUACAGACAUAUGCACACAUACAGGAGGACAUGCCCUGAGACGCCCACAUACACACACACACACACACAUAAAAGAAACACACAGAGACAAAGAGACUGCCAUGAGGGCAGAGACCCAUCCUGUACAGUAAUAAUAACCACUAACCACAUCCUCUCUGUGUGAGGCCUGUGUUCAACCAGAAUAACCGUAAUGACAAGCAGAGUAAUCACCAGGUAGACUCCUGGUACAGGACCAGUAAAGAGCAGUUUUUUUUCAAGGACUAGCCCCUGUCUCUCCCUGCUAUAAACUGUCCUCUAGACUCAGAGAGAGGAGGGGGCAGGGGGCAGACUGGGAACGAACACCAAAAGAAAACACUAGUGUUCUGUCGUACGGAGUCAAAAUCAGUAUAUCCAGAUUAACACCCUGAUAAACUCCCAGUUUCAAUUUUGUGUAAGGCUGGUGUUGUCCAAUGGGGGAACACCAGAUUACCUGAACCCUGUCCCUAACCCUAGCCCACCAGUCAGCAGAAUGGACGUUACCACGCCAAUAAGACCGGAAGAGUCACACCCACCAGGGUUGCCAUGGUGGCUCUGUUUGCCCGACUCACUGGGGAGGGACGGAGUAGGGCGUGUACGUGGAAAAGGGAGCUGUGUGUGUUUGAAAUGUUGCCGGGACAUUUAUUUUCAAACGUUGAUACAACGUAAGUUACAACGUUGUAUCAACCCAUCCAGACUAUGAAAAUGAGAGACUUUGACUCUGGAGAGGAGACCAGAGACACCAGAACUACCUACCUACCUACCUACCUACACAACACACAACACACACUCACACCUACUACAACACCACAAGAGCUUCAUUACCAGAGCUUCAUCCCUGACCGGUGGCAACGAUAUCUGCGAUAAUGAUGAUAUUAUUAUGAUAAUGCUGAAGUCGAUGAUGAAGAAAAAGAAGAAUGAGGAUGAACAUGUGGGCAGUUUAGACUCUUUGGGGAAAUUGUUGCACGUUGAAUUAUCUUACUCCAUGUGUUUCUAACAGAGCAGAGACUACAAGGGUUACUCCUAAACCCAAUACAGCCAUAACCUACCACCUGGCUCACCGAAGCCUACCACAUGAUCCACCACCUGGGCUUAUAAUAACCUACCACCUGGCUCACCGAAGCCUACCACAUGAUCCACCACCUGGGCUUAUAAUAACCUACCACCUGGCUCACUGAAGCCUACCACAUGAUCCACCACCUGCGCUUAUAAUAACCUACCACCUGGCUCACCGAAGCCUACCACAUGAUCCACCACCUGGGCUUAUAAUAACCGACCACCUGGCUCACCGAAGCCUACCACAUGAUCCACCACCUGGGCUUAUAAUAACCGACCACCUGGUUCACCGAAGCCUACCACAUGAUCCACCACCUGGGCUUAUAAUAACCUACCACCUGGCUCACCGAAGCCUACCACAUGAUUGGGGCGGCAGCGUAGCCUAGUGGUUAGAGCGUUGGACUAGUAACCGGAAGGUUGCGGGUUCAAACCCCCGAGCUGGCAAGGUACAAAUCUGUCGUUCUGCCCCUGAACAGGCAGUUAACCCACUGUUCCCAGGCCGUCAUUGAAAAUAAGAAUGUGUUCUUAACUGACUUGCCUGGUUAAAUAAAGGUUAAAAAAAAAAUGAUCCACCACCCGAGGGCCAAUUAUUACAGGGUUUAAUAGUGACAGACCGACAACACAACAGGAUAAGCUAACUUCAGAACUAACAUCAUAUAGCAAUCAUCAAUAAGAAGACAGGACAAAUGCUGUACACACAACAACGUUCCAUCCCUUCCAACACACAGCAGAGUGUGACCAGGCUCCAGGGUCUCUGAGAGCCAGGUUGGUGUGUUUGUUUUGGGUUGUGGUUUAGUGAGUAACCCUGGUGUAAAGGCUGGGUAUGUCCUCCUGCCACAGGCCCAGCCCCGUUUUAAAGCCUGUCCUAUAGACAACUAUACGUGCUCUGAUGAACGUUUUAUAUUACAAAAAAAUGUCUGUAAAAUAAUCAAAAACAGAAUACUAAGUGUUAUCAUGUGUUUCUAUAAUGAUAGAGCUGUUCAUGAUGCCAUUGGCUAAUAGAAUUUGAGUUGCUUUACUUUCAUUGGCCCUCCCUCUCCGAGCAUCCUGUGUGUUCACAUUGGUUGAUUGUCCCUCUCGUUGUCCAUGUGAUCAAUUCCAGCCAGCCAGGAGUAGGGGGGGUGGGGGCGGGCUCUGUGGAGAAGGUUAAAGGUGUGACUAUGAUGUCAUUCAGUGCAUGUAAGACUGUGUAGGUCUCAAAUGGCAGAUGUUUAAAGUAGUGCACUAUUAGUGCUAACCCUAAAACUACAUGGCUCUGAUCAAAAGUAGUGCACAGGAAAUAGGGUGCCAUUUGAGACACAAACCUACUGUAAGAACAGAGUAGAUAGAAAUUCACUGUCCAGAACAGGCAGUAGUCUCCAUUGUGACUAAUCUGGACAUUGUAUUUCUAGCUUUUGUCGGCAAGCACGCUCCCCCGGGUCAUCCAAGCAAUAUUGCCAACCAAUCACAUGCAUGGGAAUCAGACUGGGGGCGGGACAUAAAGCAUUAAAGACAUAGUAGUAAUAAAACCUAAAAAUUUGACAGAAAAAUGUAACUAAUUGAUUCCUUCUCUUUAUCUAUCCCUUUAUCCCUAUUUCUCUCUGUUCUUCUCUCCCUCUCGUCGACGCCUCUCUUCCUCUCUCUUUCUUUCUCCCUUUCUCCUCUCUGUUUCUAUCUGAAGUGAAGGAGGAGCAUUGAACUGUGGUGUUCUUCAUCUAAGUGUUCAUUUAGCCUUUUGAUUUUAUAUAUAUACAAUUUUUCUACAGUAUUUUACUUUUAUUUUUAUUGUUACAGUUCUUUGAAGAACAUAAAGUGGAACUUUAUUAUGAAAAAUAGUUUUGAAGAUCAAACGAGUCAAUAAAAUAUUACCCAAGUGAAGUUACCUUAA
Messenger RNA from Oncorhynchus kisutch (coho salmon), 8311 nucleotides. RefSeq names its product neurexin-1a. The record is from RefSeq and is a predicted model, not a curated record. The transcript is spliced from 28 exons. Lineage: Eukaryota; Metazoa; Chordata; Actinopteri; Salmoniformes; Salmonidae. The coding region runs from base 821 to 5317 and encodes 1498 amino acids.